GCUUAGCAACCGCCUGCGCGGUCCCGGGGGCCCGUUGGGGUAUCUCUGGCGGGCGGAGGCCCAGAUUAACCUCCAGCCCGCGGUGGCGCUGGGCGGCUGCGGCACGUCGCCUCCGUGGGCUUCCAGACCUUUGGCCCUCGGAGGGUCUCGAAGCACCUCCCGAGAGUGAGGCAGAGAAGGGGCUGCUCCCCACAGAGGGUGGCCGCCGCCCGCAGUCUCAGCACUCCGCAGGCGGGCCAGGCUGUCGGGGAAGGUCAGUGGAAAGCCGAGCCGGGCUGAGCGCCGGGAGAGGCUCCUCGGCCGGGAGAGAGCGCCAGAGGCCCCCUAGGCUCGGCGUGGGACGCGGACCGCAGGACGCGCGCCCCAGCCCGGGACAGCCCGGGUCCGACCCCUGAGGGCGGCGGUGGAUGGAGCCCGGCAGCCCGGCUUCCUGUGGUCUGGAGGUCCAGGCAGCAGCGGGGACAGCAUCUCCAAGGCUGGGACAUGAAGGUCGCUGUGUUGGACCUGGGGUCUCUCUUUGCCAAAAUCUUCAAGACCCCGACGGCGCCCCCUGCGGUCCCCUCGCCGGCCACCGCCUCCAGCCCCUCGGGAGCCGCGGCCAGCGCACGGCGGGCGGGCUCCAGCGCGGGCGCCUCGCCUAGCAUGGCCGAGACCCUGACCUCCUUCCCCUUCCCCUUCCCCGCGCGGGCGCCCGACUCCCCCUCGGCCUCCAGGGAGCCGCCCGCCUCGCUCCAGCCCGCGCUCACCGCCUCUCACCCCAGGGUCUCGGGCGCGAGCCGCGCGGCGGAAGCGGCAGGGACGCCCCUCUCGCUGCCCAGCAGCCCCCGCACCGCCGGAGCUCAGCCCCUGCCCCCAGCCCCCGGCAGCAGCGGCUACGGCGUUGCGGGUCCCCCCGCGCACGCCGUGGCCUCCGCGCGGCGGUCCGCGGGCGCAGGCGGGGUCUGCGCGGCGCUGCCGUCGAUCCCCGGCGCCGCGGGCAGCCGCAGUGCCGCCGCGAGCCCACGGAACGCCCGCCAGCCUGGCCCCGGCGAGCGAGAGCCCGGCGCUUGGAUGCCUCCCGGGCCCGGCCCCAAGACUCUGUUCUUCACCCUGCCGGACAUCGGCGAGGAGUGGGCCUCGGACAGCGACUCGGAGGGCGGCGGAGAAGCGGACUUGGAGAGGAGGCCUCCGGUCCCUUUCUCUCGUGCAGAAUAUGCUCGAUGUGCAGCCUCACCGAGCACACUCGUUGGCAGCUACGAUUUUGAGACGCGAAGAGGACUGUCAGAAGGCUCCGGAAAGCAAAGUUUGUCUGUGAAAAACAAAGAUCCUUUACCUACACAUUUUACAAGCAAUGUGCAGAAAGCCAUUGCUACAUAUACCUGUGAAUCGGGGUCGUCAUUCCCAUCAAGCGGUAGCGCCACACCUGCAGGCGCUCACAGCUCUUGGUCAGGGUCUGGGACUCGGAGUUCUACCACUGGCUUAUCAACUGAGAGGAGCUCCAUUUACUCUUGGAGAGAUGAUGAGUUUGACAAAGCCAAUGCACAGAAAGUACAGCAGUUAUUCUGGGAGGUGGAGGAAAUGUUAUUUGAAGGGAAAGUAAGCCCUCAGACUCAGAAUCUCGUGGCUGAAUGCAGUGAGUGGGCAGGAAGAUCCCUCCAUCUGAGGGUAUUAGGAAGACAGCUCAUCGUGCCAACUGAUGAAGGGUUCCAACAUUUCCAGGGCAGCGAGCCUAGUGUCAUGGUCCACAAACCCUUCUCAGAUGCCUGUGGACACAACCACAACAGCAGAGAGUUGUGUGUCUCUGGUUCUCAAAUACUCCCUGCGGCGUACUCAGCCCUUGCCCUGCCAGGCCCUGAUGGCCCAGGGGUUGCUGACCUGAAGGCAGGGUCACCCCUGCAAGAAGAGGUUUAUGACGUAGAUGGAAAGAUUGAAGAAUAUUUUGCUUUUGACAGAAAAGAAGAUGACAAUGAACGUCUUGAGCAAAAAUCCCCUCACCACCACAGGAUGUGGUGGAAACAGGGACUUCCGCCCAUUUCUCCUCACGACUGUAUCAAAGAUGCGGUGGCCGCCGAAGUGUUUGAUCACGUCUGGAAAAGUGUGGUAGAGAUAUUGGAAGAGCUGAUUCGAAAAAAUUGGGAAGUUACACUCCCAGAAGGAACGAAACAGAAAGAAAAAUUGAAAGUAGCUGAGAAGAAAUCUCCACUGAUACUCAUGUCCCGUGUUAACACUGAUGCACCGAGUGUCCCCCCAGGCAGAAGCUCUGAAACCCGAAGCGUAUCCCUGGCUUCUCACCUCAAUCCACCUCAGAUUCAUCGCUUCUCCAACAAUUUUUAUAGUGAUUUGAGUGGUGUGAUGACAAUUCAAGCAAAGCCAUUGCAGCAGAGACCUAGAACACAGAAUGAGCAAGAGGACAGAUUGUUGGGUGCAGGGCCUGGUGCCCUUUCUUUGGUACGGCACCGCCUGGGCCGAACCUCUGAUGCUCGAGUGCUCCACACUUCUGAAAGGAAAACACCCGCCUACACGAGGCUGCCUUCUCUUACUGCAGACUCACAGAGGAUGAAAACCCCCAAUGUGUACAGUGAUGAAGUUCUUAGGGGAACAAAACUGCAAACUGGCAUGGAGCGAGUGUCCUCCCCACCGGUUUCCUCCUGGAGCAGGUUACCCCCAGUAGGUGCAGAGACCGGGGAGCAGAAUAUGGUGAUUCCUGGAUCUCGCCCUGUUUCUUACAGAGGGAGGCACCCACAAAACCGUGUGCUAAGUGCGAUACCUGACAGUUUAGAGCGAUUGCCUUUUCGGGAAAGAUCUCUGACGAUAGAACACUUUUCGAGACCCAGCACGACCCACGCAUUUCGGUUAGAUACUCCUCGAAAAGGUUCACUGACCCUGAUGGAGUUUGCUGGUCACAUGUGGACAGGUCAGAGUUUCUUCACAGGUUCACAAUAUCCACCUAAGUCUUUUCAGAGGACAACUCUGACUACAAGAAAGAGAUUCCAAGUGGCAUCUUGAUGGAACUUGAACUUCAAAGCCUCAGCAUACCAUUUAUCACUUGAAAAAUGGAAGAACAAGUAUUAUACUAUGUAUCUGUUUGUCUGACAGUGAAAUGUGAGCCUGUCUGAGAGAAACGCAAACAAAUAAACAACUUAAUUUAAACACUUGCUUUGCAAAGAGAAUACAAGUCAAAUUCACCAACCUUCUUUACUGGAAGCAUUCCAGUAAAGGUUCUUUAGGCUUUGCUCAGAA
Molecule: messenger RNA, 3219 nt
Organism: Lutra lutra (Eurasian river otter)
Lineage: Eukaryota; Metazoa; Chordata; Mammalia; Carnivora; Mustelidae
Gene: FAM149A
Product: family with sequence similarity 149 member A
Exons: 15
Coding region: 484-2985 (833 amino acids)
Source: RefSeq, a predicted model, not a curated record